Messenger RNA from Haliotis rubra (blacklip abalone), 2901 nucleotides. RefSeq names its product glycerol-3-phosphate dehydrogenase [NAD(+)], cytoplasmic-like. The transcript has 9 exons. Lineage: Eukaryota; Metazoa; Mollusca; Gastropoda; Lepetellida; Haliotidae. Gene Ontology annotation, molecular function: NAD binding; glycerol-3-phosphate dehydrogenase [NAD(P)+] activity; protein homodimerization activity. The record is from RefSeq and is a predicted model, not a curated record. Gene Ontology annotation, biological process: carbohydrate metabolic process; glycerol-3-phosphate catabolic process. Gene Ontology annotation, cellular component: cytosol; glycerol-3-phosphate dehydrogenase (FAD) complex. Bases 180 to 1340 code for a protein of 386 amino acids.
CAUCUUCAAAGAGCAAAGUUCACUCACGCAUAACGUCUCUAUAGUUCCGUUACUGAGAACAGGUCCGCGCUAUUUGAGCACGCGCGCGUAUUUCCAUCUGCAUUUGGAGUCGUUUUAAGUUGAAUCGACGAUGAUAUAUCUGUCUUUACCAGUUACCAUGCAUCUGAUCGAGAACUGAAAUGAUCUGGUGGUCAACCAGUGUCGCUUUAUACCGAGUUGUGUCCCCUGGAAGGUGUCUGCUGUGGAUUUCCCGGCAGGAAAAGAAAUAUUUUUGCGCCAGUAGUUUCAAGAUGGCACCAAAAUCAGUUUGCAUUGUCGGAUCCGGGAACUGGGGGUCAGCAAUAGCUAAGAUUAUUGGAAAUAAUGUCCAGAAACAGCCAGAUGUGUUUGCGAGAACGGUGAAGAUGUACAUGUAUGAGGAGAUGGUGGAUGGACGGAAACUGACAGAGAUCGUCAACACUGACCAUGAGAAUGUCAAAUAUCUCCCAGGAAUAAAGCUUCCUGAAAAUGUGGUGGCUAUCCCAGAUGUGAAAGAGGCAUGUACAGGGGCGGACAUGUUGGUUUUUGUCCUCCCCCAUCAGUUUGUCAAGAAGGUGUGUGAGCAGAUGAAGGGGAACAUCAAACCAGGGGCUGUCGCCAUUUCCAUGAUCAAGGGAUUUGACAUAUCAGGAGGAGGUAUUCAGCUGAUAUCUAACAUCAUAGCCAAGGAACUAGGUACUGAGUGUGCUGUUCUCAUGGGUGCUAAUCUUGCUAAAGAAGUUGCAGAGGAGGAAUUCUGUGAGACAACGAUAGGAUCUAAGACAGACUCAACUGGCCAGCUGUUCAAGGACCUAGUGGAAGCUCCAUAUUUCAGAGUGGCAGUGGUGAAGGAUGCAGACACAGUGGAGAUGUGUGGAGCUCUCAAGAACGUGGUUGCCAUCGGCGCUGGCAUUGUGGAUGGCAUCAAACAAGGAGACAACACUAAGGCGGCUGUCAUUCGGCUUGGGCUAAUGGAAAUGAUCAAGUUUGGUGAAGAGUUUUUUCCAGGGUCAAAGAGAAAUACCUUCUUUGAGAGUUGUGGCAUCGCUGACUUGGUAGCUACCUGCCAUGGUGGACGCAAUCGCAUGUUGGGGGCAGCAGUUGUGGAGUCUGACAAGUCAAUUAAAGUUCUGGAGAAGGAGAUACUGAAGGGUCAGAGUUUCCAGGGACCUCUUGUUGCCAGGGAGGUAUAUGCUAUGCUGGAAGAAAAGGGACUGUGUGACAAGUUUCCAAUGUUUGUAGCAGUACACAAGAUUUGUCAGCGAGAGAUGGACCCGAAGCUCUUCAUAUCUUGCCUCAGGAGUCACCCAGCACACUUGUAGAAGAGACGACUCUCCACACGGAGCAGCAGCCAUGUUGAACAAAGGCAGAUACUUACUAUAAUGCACACAGAUUAGGAUGAUGUCUCAAGUUGUUUUGUGGAGAACUGUAGUCGAUCAGGGUACACACUUGAUCUCAUGCUGUAUUGACGUCACCAGUGAAGUAUCAGUAAAAUGGACAGUCAGGAACUGAACCGGUGGAUAAAGUGGAACAGUAUUUGUAGGACAUGUCAUAUAUUGAUUACAGAGAUACAUGUUCUGAUGAGAUUACAAGACAACGAUACAGGCGUGAUGGGCGUCAGCUGCUAAGCAUUGACAAAACAAUACUGGUAUUAUGAGCACUGUUACCAGGGAACUGUUUCAUUCAUGAAGACAUCUGCUGAUACAUAAAUUGAUAUAUGUGCAUCCUUCCCAGUGUGUGGCAGUGUGAUUUAGCUAAUGACCCAUUCUCAUUACUUCCAGCUGCUAGGGAUGGCUGUGUAUACUAGUUAAUUAAGUUAGUUAGCUGUUGCCAGUAGUAUCAGUUAGUGGACUAGUUCCUGGAGACCUGUCACUAACUCUAAUGUCACCUUAACCUAGCAGGCAUGAGGUGUGUGUCAGAUGAGGCUUGCAUUGCAACACUUACAUGAGCAGGUAGUUUCUAAAACAUACCAGUCCUUGUCAGAAAUAUUUACACAAAAGAUCACGGGUGAAUAUUUGGGGGAAUUUGUUAAGUGUAGCUAUCAUUUAUAUAACCCUAUACUCUAUAAGAAGUGAAUCUUGUUCCAGUACAUGUUUGUGAAUAAGUACUCAAACAAAGUUAUAAGGACCACCCAUUUCCAUCAUGCUGAUAUGGUUAAUUUGUCAUGCUAUCGGGACAACCUAAUUCUUUCAUAUUACUUUUGUUAAUUUGCAAUACCUUGACAUAUUUAGCUAUAGUAAUACUUUUGUUAGUUUGCAAUACUUUUGGACAGUUUACAUACUGUUCAUGUCCUCUUCAUUUAUGAGACAAGGUUUGUUGUAUAUGAUAUUGGUCUAUUGUAAUCUUGAUCAACGGUCAUGACUGAUUCAUUCUCUUGAUUAGACCCAUUGCAAUUAUCAGUAAAUGAAUUGACGCUUCAGUUGAUAUACAUAAGAAAGAAUGAUCCUGUGUAUCUUGUGAAACUGGCGUUAGUGGAAACUCAGCUAAUCUUGAAACUGCUUCAAGUCUGUAUUGUGAACUCACUCAAAUAGACCAUUGACCUGAUGCUGCUAUUACAGACUGAUGAGGAAGUAAAACGAUAAUGUGUAAUAGCUCUUGUAUUAACUUUUGUUUUUGUUUUGUUGUGUUUGUAAAACAAGAGUUUUUAGUCUGGUGCUUGCACAAAGGUUUCCAUUGUUGUUGCCGGGCUGUGGGUGUGGGAGCGCAGCAAGGAGCUCACAAAAUAUUGGGCUCAACAUUUUUUACAUAUUUUGCAUAUUUCAGUUGGCCAUGACAGUGUCUUCUCCUUUAGGAUAUUGGUGUACUUAUAUCCUUUUUGUCAGUGUAUAUGCUGAAUUUACUUGGUGCCAUACCUCAUAAGUAAUGUAACCAUUUUGAUGUGUU